AGCUCAGUAGGAUAGUCGCCAGACUAUCAACGAACGGGACCCGGGUUCGAGACCUGGUCGGGGCGGAGCCAUACCAUCAUCCAGUGUGGGUCUGUGGGCAAGACCUAACACACUCAACACAGCCCCAAGAGCAAAUGCAGGGCUGAAUAAGACAAAAGGAAAGCGACGCAGAUCACAGUUGUCAAGACAUGGAAACUCCUAACCAUGCACGGAGGGUUCCACCCUAGGUUCAGCACCCUGACACUGUACCCUAGCCGUAAAGAAGGAGGUGGAAGACAACUGAGUGUGAGUACCACUAUUCGGGUAACAGCCAAGAAUAAUGUGCAGUACAUCAAGGAAAGAGGUUGAAUGGCUGACGUGGUCAGAGGGAAAGUAGCUUGUGUUACCAUCAUGGCUGCACAGUAACAGACUUUGACCACCAGUGCAAUAGAGGCCAACAUCUACCACACCAGGCAAGAACCAGACAACAUGUAGACUGUGCAAAAUGGCUCCGCCGACCGUCCACCACAUAACAGCAGGGUGUAGGAUUCUAGCAGGGAAAGCAUACAUGGAAUGUCAUAACCAAAAUCCUGGCCUACUGUACGGGAACAUCUGCGCAAAAUAUGGACUGGAAGCCCCAAGUUCAAAGUGGGAAGCACCCCCUAAGGUGGCAGUGAACAAGCGAGCCAAAGUCGUGUGGGACUUCCAGAUUCAGGCUGACAAGAUGGGGAUGGCGAAUAAACUGGACAUUGUGAUGGUGGACAAACAGCAGAAGAAGACCGUUGUAAUGGAUAUAGCGAUGGCAACAUCAGGAGAAAAGAACUUGAGAAGCUAGAAAACUACCAGGGCCUCAAAGAAGAACUUGACAUGGCCUGGAAAGUGAAAGCCUUGGUGGUGCCCGUGGUCAUCGGGGCACUUGGGGCAGUGACCCCCAACCUGGAGGAACUGCAGGAAUAACAUCAGACAUCUCAGUCCAGAAGAGUGCAGUGCUAGCCAAAAUACUGCGCAGAACCCUCAAGCUGGUAGAGGACCCGAGCUUGGAGUGGGAGACCACCCGCGGAGGGUGAGAGGGGGAAUUAUAAACAGUGCUACAUAAAUAGUGCUACUGAAGCUAUAGCAGGGCCUUCCUUGAAAAUUCUUAUUACUUUAUUCAACAACCUGUUGUCGCAAACGGUAAGGUUACAGUGGAUAAACACGUGCAAAGCUUUUGUUUUGCACUUUUUUUUUUCUCCCAAUUUGUCUGCCUGCUUGAACAACAGCAUCAGUUUAGCAUAUGUGAAUAAUACAUUUAUUCAUUUGUGGUGGUUAUGCAGUCCAGUAAUGCAUCUGGAACAGACCGCACACUCAUCUAACAAUCAUGCGUCAAAAAUGGUGGGCAUGCUUGCUAUAUGAUUUGGUCUGGUCAUGGGGUGGGACGAUGUCACACUUAACUCAGUGUGGAGGCACAAUACAUCAUUCAGAGGAUGAUGGGACAAGGUAGGGCCACGGAUUGCAGUGCAGCGUGAGAAGCUGUUGUCUGCGGAAUUCCUAAACAUUGAAGGGCAUGUGGAGCAGGAUUCCUUUCUGCCAGAGUCCUACUUGACAAUAUGGUAUUCCCAGAGUCAAAGGGUGUCCAGACAAGUGGGUCUGAGGAGAAAAGAUCCACCCAGAACCGUGUCCUACCACAACACUCUCCAGGACCCAACUAUCUCACCCCGAGAUUGAUUAUUUCACCCGUCAAUGUCAAUUACGAACCACAGGACUACACUGAGACCGACCCACUACUGCCCAGUGGGACAAGAUUCAUUGGGUCUCAGGAGGCAAAGAUCUCUCGUGGUAGUACAGAGGUACGCCCCGAGUCAGUCUGGUCCUUAGUGUUGCAGAUACUGGUGUCGUUCCUGCUGGCUGGGCUGGGAACUAUCUCUGCUGGUCUGCUUCUUGACAUGGUUCAGAGUUGGGAUGUAUUCCAAGACAUCACAGAGAUCUUCAUUUUGCUUCCUGUUGUACUGGGCAUGAAAGGAAACCUGGAAAUGACUCUCGCCUCUCGACUGUCAACAGCGGUAAAUGCAGGAAAAAUGGAAGUUGCAAGUGAAAAAUGGAUGCUGAUCAUUGGAAACCUGGCAGUCAAGCAGCUACAAUCAACUAUCCUGGGUCUUCUCGCCUCCCUGAUGGCUAUUGUGUUGGGCUGGAUUGCGGAUGGAAGGCUUCCAUUCAAUCAUGUUAUCCUUCUGUGUUCAACCAGUGUUUGUACCACAUUUGUGGCCUCACUGCUGCAAGGUAUUAUAAUGGUGGGAGUGAUUAUCGUCUCAAAGCGGACUGGGAUCAACCCUGACAAUGUUGCCACACCCAUGGCAGCCAGCUUUGGAGACCUCAUCACGCUGGCCUUAUUAGCUUGCUUCAGUCAGUGGUUCUACUCCUUCAUAGACUUGUAUUCAUAUGUGCUGUAUCUCUUGGAUCUGUUUUUGUUGGGCCUGAUACCUCUGUGGAUUGUGAUCUCCUCCAAACACCCUGCGAGUCAGCUUCUCCUCCGUACUGGGUGGGAACCAAUCAUAACAGCAAUGGUCAUUAGCAGUAUGGGGGGGCUUAUACUGGAUAAGACUGUGUCGGAUCCAAACUUGGCUGGAAUUAUACUUUAUGCUCCAGUUAUCAAUGGCAUUGGAGGUAACCUUGUCUCCAUACAAGCAAGUCGCAUUUCCACAAAAUUACAUAUGAAUUUUGCACAUGGAGAGGUUCCUGAAGAUCGUAAAAGAUGCCACCAACCCUGCAGCACUUUCUUUGGUUCAGAACCAAAUCACAAAUCUGCAAAGGUGCUACUUCUCAUUGUCAUUCCUGGUCAGCUGAUUUUCUUAUACGUCAUUCACCUGAUCAAAGGGUCCUAUACCAUGCCAAGUGCUCUCUUCACAUUUGCGUUCUUGACCGCUUCUUUAAUUCAGGUCUUUUCUUUGCUGUGUAUAGCUGAUUGUAUGGUGCACUGUUUGUGGAGGAGGGGGAAAGAUCCAGACAGUUACUCUAUACCCUAUCUCACAGCUCUUGGUGAUCUUUUGGGGACAGCUCUUCUCUCCCUGGCCUUCCUAUUGCUUUGGUGGAGUGGAGACAUUGGUGGGGGAUAAGCUCAAAGGAGGAAUGUGAUAUUACUGAAAAGUGUUGAAUAUGAGAGGACAAAAUAAAUCAGUGUGUUGUAUAGUUCGAUGCCAGACAGAUAGAUAUAAACCAUUUUAAAAAUGUUUUUGUAUGGGUCAGGUUUAUGCACCAUCAGAUAUUUCUUUACACACUGAAAACAAGAAGAGAAAACAACCAUUUAUUGAUUUUCUCGGUCAGUUUCAGUCUCCAUCAGUUCUAGUCAAGUCAAGUUUAUUAAAUCACAAGCAAGUAUCAAACGGCUUUACCUGCACAAACAAUCUGUACUCCCAGCCACACCCACACCACCAGGAAUAGAAAUCUAAUCAUUGGGAAAAAACGGAAACUAAAAUCUACAAGCUUUAGUAUUGUGUGCAGAGGGCCACAGAUUUGGAAUGAGCUUGAUGAAACACUAAAAAUGUUGCAAUCCAUAUCCAUCUUCAAGGCAAAUCUAAAAAAUCAACUCCUAUCAAUGUAUAUUUAAUGUGCUGGUUAUAAAUUGCAUGAACACCCGUGUCCUGUUGUUAAUAUAUUAGUUGUUAAUUUAUAAAUUGCAAAUGUACUUUACAUCAAAUCCAGAGUAACCAGAAUACUGAGGUUGUCUAUUGCUUGUCGUAUGGUUGUUGUGUGCUGUACCUUGUUGUGUGUUUAUUAUUGUUGUAUGUUGUCCAAAAUGUAAGGAUAUCUGGCCAAUAUCUGAUACUUAUGGGAAACCAGGCCCCCUAUUAAAAGCUUUAAAUAGCUUGCUUGGGGUGACCUUUUCACGCAUCCGGAAUUACUGUUUGUUGUUCCAUGUUGUAUGUCUUGAAUAUCGCGUGAAUAAAAAC
This is a messenger RNA of Syngnathus typhle (broad-nosed pipefish), 3902 nucleotides long. It is a transcript of the gene slc41a2a, whose product is annotated as solute carrier family 41 member 2a. Gene Ontology annotation, cellular component: plasma membrane. Gene Ontology annotation, molecular function: monoatomic cation transmembrane transporter activity. The record is from RefSeq and is a predicted model, not a curated record. The transcript has 11 exons. NCBI's taxonomy places the organism in Eukaryota, Metazoa, Chordata, Actinopteri, Syngnathiformes, Syngnathidae. The coding region runs from base 1566 to 3068 and encodes 500 amino acids. Gene Ontology annotation, biological process: monoatomic cation transport.